Molecule: messenger RNA, 1340 nt
Organism: Cololabis saira (Pacific saury)
Lineage: Eukaryota; Metazoa; Chordata; Actinopteri; Beloniformes; Belonidae
Product: high choriolytic enzyme 2-like
Exons: 1
Coding region: 511-1308 (265 amino acids)
Biological process (GO): proteolysis
Molecular function (GO): metalloendopeptidase activity; zinc ion binding
Source: RefSeq, a predicted model, not a curated record
UUGUAGGUGGGUUGAGCGUUCACGUAAACAGCAGCAUUCAGACUAAACAUAUUUAUGUUAGUAUUUAACACGAAGGCCUGCUGUACAUAUCACCUCCAUCUGGGUGUAACAGUGUUGUAAGUUUCAUGAUUCUGUUUCUUGUGUUUGUAGAAUAACUGAAGAAAAGUAAAACAAAAGUAGAGCAGAUUUGUGAAAAUGCAAAUAUAAAUUGGUGUAUUGGAGGUUAAUUUGACAGAAAAUAUUUCACUGGUUGAAAAGUUUACAAAGUGUUCAGAUGAAGGAAAUAUCGCUAGUUAAGCUGACUUUAUCCAUUUAAUCAAUAGUUAUAAGAAACCGUGUUUGAGGAGUAGGUUUGUCUGCAGAGUCCUCCCUGCAGAGGUUGACAUUAGGCCUAACAGUGUAGCCCCCCACCCAUAAUCCUGCUGCAGACACACCUGUGCAGGAGCGUAUAAAGACCCUGGACCGGACUGAGCAGACAUCAAGCUCCAAGGAGUCUCUCCACACCUGAAGAUGAGUCCCUCUGCCAGCCUGCUCCUGCUGCUCCUGCUCGGCCUCUCUCAGGCUCAACCUUUCCAGGAGGAUGAAGGUCAGGACGCAGAGAUGGCAGAAGAUGAAGAAACGGAAGUGGACAUGACCACCCAGAUUCUGACCACCAAUAAUGCCACAGAGGAGUUCCUGCUGGAAGGAGACCUGGUGGCUCCCGUUACCAGAAACGCCAUGAAGUGCUGGUACAACAGCUGUCUGUGGAAAAAAGCCUCCAAUGGCAAAGUGGUGAUCGCCUACACGAUAAGUUCUCAGUUCUCCGGGUACGAGAGGCAGACGAUCGAGGGCGCCAUGAGGGCCUUCAGCCGCACCUGCGUCCGCUUCACCCCUCGCAGGAACGAGAACGACUACAUCAGCAUUGUGAACAAAGGCGGAUGCUACUCCGCCCUGGGCAGACAGGGAGGCCGGCAGGAGCUCUCUCUCAACAGGGCGGGCUGCAUCUACGGUGGCAUCGUCCAGCACGAGCUCAACCACGCUCUGGGCUUCCAGCACGAGCAGACCAGGAGCGACCGCGACCGCUACGUCAGGAUCAACUGGAUGAACAUCAUCCAGAAGAGCGCCUACAACUUCCACAAGCACGACACCAACAACCUGAACACGCCCUACGAUUACUCCUCCAUCAUGCACUAUGGAAGAUUCGCCUUCUCCGUGGGCCGGGGGAGGGAGACCAUCACCCCCAUUGGAAACCCCAACGCCCGGAUCGGCCAGAGGAACGGUCUGUCCCGCUGGGACAUCAGCAGGAUCAACAUGCUCUACGGCUGUUAGCAACACUCUCAGGUGAAUAAUGAUGGAUGAAA